Molecule: messenger RNA, 8364 nt
Organism: Microtus oregoni (creeping vole)
Lineage: Eukaryota; Metazoa; Chordata; Mammalia; Rodentia; Cricetidae
Product: GA-binding protein subunit beta-2
Exons: 8
Coding region: 508-1746 (412 amino acids)
Biological process (GO): positive regulation of transcription by RNA polymerase II
Cellular component (GO): nucleus
Molecular function (GO): transcription cis-regulatory region binding; protein binding
Source: RefSeq, a predicted model, not a curated record
UCCAGAACGACCCACCAGCAACCUCACCCAAGCGUUGGCGCCAAAACUACCGGCCCGGUCCGUCCCCUACCGGAACUAUGCCUCACGUAAGCCACGUAAUCAAUAAUCCUGCGCCUCGCUAAGUAGUCCCGUUCAGGAUGCCCUCGGUACACGCUUUUCAAACUCAAGAGGUCCUCAGUAGGAAGAAGUCGGCCUCAGAGGUGCGUUGCGGUUUUGACAGAAAGGCAAAGUGGGUUUUCUAACCCAUUUCAUCCGGAUUCCUCCGCCAGGAGGCAUAGUCACCGGGUCUUCACUUCCGGGUCCGCCAUUUUAUUGCCUCCAUUUCUCCGCGAGGGGGGGGCUAAAGGUCCCCCAAAUAUUCAUAUGUGAAAAGGCCAAAAAGUGACGGCCGCUGGCAAGGAGUCUUAACUUGAGAAAGAAACCGGACCAAGCUGGCGGGCCCAGUAAGAGCGAAGCGGGCAGCGCUCCGGAAGAGCUCCCUGGAUACUUUUGUUCCUAUGCAUAAAGAUGUCUCUGGUGGAUUUGGGGAAGAGGCUGCUGGAAGCUGCAAGAAAAGGCCAAGAUGAUGAAGUGAGAACGCUGAUGGCCAACGGGGCCCCGUUCACCACAGAUUGGCUUGGAACAUCACCUCUUCACCUUGCAGCCCAGUACGGCCAUUAUUCCACAGCAGAGGUGCUCCUUCGAGCAGGCGUGAGCAGGGAUGCCCGGACCAAGGUGGACAGGACCCCUCUACAUAUGGCUGCAGCUGACGGCCAUGCACACAUUGUGGAGCUGCUGGUUAGGAGCGGUGCGGAUGUGAAUGCCAAGGACAUGCUGAAGAUGACCGCUUUACACUGGGCCACAGAGCACCACCAUCGAGAUGUCGUUGAGUUACUUAUCAAAUAUGGAGCUGAUGUCCAUGCUUUUAGCAAAUUUGACAAGUCUGCCUUUGACAUAGCACUGGAGAAAAACAAUCCUGAGAUUCUGGUCAUCCUUCAGGAAGCAAUGCAGAAUCAGGUGAGCGUCAACCCCGAGAGAGCCAACCCAGUGAGCAACCCUGUGACUGUGGCUGCUCCAUUCAUCUUCACCUCUGGAGAGGUCGUUAACCUCGCUAGCUUUGUCUCUUCAGCCAACACCAAAGCAUCCGCAGCUAAUUUAGAGGAAAUCGAAGAAGGAAAUUCACUUGACUCAUCAAUCCAGCAAGUGGUGGGGAGUGGCGGCCAGAGGGUCAUCACCAUAGUGACUGAUGGAGGGCCUCUGGGUAAUAUCCAGACCUCACUCCCUACUGGAGGCAUUGGCCAGCCCUUUAUUGUAACAAUGCAAGAUGGACAGCAAGUUCUAACUGUGCCUGCUGGUCAGGUUGCAGAGGAGACAAUAAUUGAAGAGGAAGAAGAGGAAGAAGAGAAGUUGCCAUUGGCAAAGAGACCAAGGAUGACAGAGAUAACUAACAGUAUUGAGGAAAGCAAGGAAGGCAGCGAAAGAGAGCUACUGCAGCAGCAGCUCCAGGAGGCCAAUCGGAGAGCCCAGGAGUACAGGCACCAGCUUCUCAAGAAAGAGCAGGAGGCAGAACAGUACCGGCUCAAGCUGGAGGCCAUGGCGCGACAGCAGCCCAAUGGAGUUGAGUUCACCGUGGUUGAGGAGGUAGCUGAAGUGGAUGCUGUCGUAGUGACAGAAGGGGAAAUAGAAGAAAGAGCAGCAGAAGUGAUGAAGUCAGGAAGGACCACAGAGCCUCACACUAGUGUUUCCAUAGAAACCAUUUCAUCUUAACACGCAAAGGCCACAACUUGCACUCAUUCAUCUUAUUUUUAAGAAGAAAAUACAGAGGGCAAGCACUGUGUACAAAUUAAGACUGUCUUUAAGAAGGGAACAGUAGCAGGGCUCAGUGCCUGGGCCAGGAAAGCUGUUUGUGCAGCUAGAGACUCAGAGCCACGUUAGGGGCAUUUAAAGGACCAAAGGACCAGGACCAAAUCUCUCAGCUCACGUCAUUGCUUUAAACAGAGUACUGAGCAUUGCGGGUUGAUUUUUUUUUUUUAUAAAAAAUAAUUAACUUUAUAUCAAAAGAUUUUAAGAUAAUACUUGUAAUACAUAUACACCAAGAGCCUUUAAUAAUUAUUCCUGAGAUCUCCAAGUGAUCUGAAGUUUGCCUUACUUAGGUUUAUGAACUGCUAAGGUUGUAGGAAGACUCUUCGCAAGGAUGAAGAAAAGAUACCGUACAUUCCUUGCUUUUCCUUUUUUUUUUUUUUUUUUGGUGGAGAAGUUCAAGAUAGGGUUUCUCUCUGUAGCCCUGGCUGUCCUGGAACUAACUCUGUAGACCAGGCUGGCCUCAAACACACAGAUCUGCCUGCCUCUGCUUCCCGAGUGCUGGGAUUAAAGGCGUGCGCCACCACCACCCGGCUAAAGCUACCAUACAUUUCUGAGAAGCAAGCACACGGGCUGCUCCUAGUUAAUCCAUGGGCUAGGAACAGUAGUACAUACCUGUAAUGCCAACGCUCAGGAAACCGAGACAGCCAGUGAGUGUGAGGUCAACAGGAGCUAGAGAGACUCCUUCGGUGAAAGAGGGCCAGAUGCCCUUUUCUGGCCUCUGGGAACACCCUGGCAUAUACAUACAAAUAAAAAUUAAAAAGUUAAGUAAGUUAGUUGACCGCCAAGGUUUGCCCUUCAGGAUCAUGAGACUACCACGAGAUUGAAGCCAACUUGAGCUCCAUAGUGAAUUACAGUGCAGCCGGGCUACAAUGUGGGGCCUUAUGCAAGAAAAGAAAAUCAAAUCGUGUGGUGGUGCACACCUCUUCCAGCACUCAGGUGAUAGAGACAGGUGCAUCGCUCUGAAUUUGAGACCUGCCUAGUCUACAAAGAGAGUUAAUGGAAUGGCCAGCACUACAUACAGAGACCCUGUCUCAAAGAAAAAGAAAAGAAAAGAAAGCAGAGAAAGCUGACUUGUGAUUGCCAAUAAAUUGUAUGUUCAUAGCUUAGACGUCAUUUAAAAAAAAAAAAACAAAAUUAAACUAGGCAUAGUGUCGCGUGCUUGUAAUCCCAGCACUUGUGAGGCUAAGACAGGAGGAUCACUGCAAGUUCAAGGUCAGCUUUGACUAUUGUAAGAUUUUUCUUUAAAAAAGAAACAAAAUGACUAGACUUGAUGACCCUCAUCCCUGUACUCGGGAAGCAGAGGCAGGCAGAUCUUUGGGGUUCUAACUAGCCUGGUCCACAUAGUGAGUUCCUGGCCAGCCUGGGCUACAUAGACCCUAACUAACAAUAGCAAAAAAUCUGAGGACAUUGCUCAGUGGGACAGCAUGUUGCCUAGCUUGCAAGGAAGUCCCUGGGUUCCUCCUUUGGUGCUGUAUGUACACAACAAAAACGAGGGGCAGGAAAGCAAAGAGAAAAACAAUUAACAUCAAACUUUUAAUGCCAGAAAGAAAUUUUACUUACGUUAUGGGGAGUGUGUGUGUAAAGCCUGUGUCCCUCCUGAGACUGGGCGGUCUCAGAAUGAGGCUUCUGAGCUAUGAAGCUCUGGUCUUGAGAUGGAAACUGUAUGAACGUUAUAAGACUACAAUCAGGAGGGUCGUCAGAACAUUGCUUCUAAACAUCUGUUUAUAUAAAUCAAGUUUGAACCUCUAAAUUGUAUAAAGUUGGGUUGAAUGUUGUGUGUCACGUAGGACAUUGGUGCUUUCCUGCAGCGCUUAUCAUCCUGUGACGAAGGCCAGCGCUGUGCAGGCCUGUUUCUGUUGACUGCUGCUUUUGCUAAUGUGGGCCAAUAGAGCGCUGUGCCUUAAGGUGUGUAGGACAGGUGACAAAGGGGGCAGGGGUCACUGCCACAGAGCAGAGAGCCAUACAUCCAAGCCCUUGCUGUCUUCCCCUCUCUCUUACUCUGCUCAGACACUUUUGCAUAGAUUUUCAGUGCUGGGUUGUUGAGGUGGGAUUGGGCAGGUCUCUGUUAUUAACAUGAAGUAGUUUUUGUUUGUAUAGCUGGGCACUGCGCUCUUGCCUGUAAUCUCAGCAUUCAGGAGGCUACAGCAAGAAAGUUGACAUGAGUUUGAGGCCAGCCUGAACUACAGUGUGAGAACCUGUCUCAAAAACAAGGCAGCUGAGCAUUGUGGCUCAUGCUGAUAAUGCCAGCUCAGAAGGCUGCUGCAGGAGGUUGCCUGCACUCUGAACGUAGUGAGCUCUCUAAGACAGCAUGAGCCACAGAGACACCUGUCCAUCCUCGUCUUCCCACCCCCUCCCCUUUCCCCAGACAGGGUUUUUCUAUGUAAACCUGGCUGUCCUGGAACUUACUCUGUAGACCAGGCUGGCCUUGAACUCACAGAGAUCUUACUGCCUCUGCCUCUCCAGUGCUGGGAUCAGAGGUGUGCACCCUAGCUGCGACACCUGUCUUAAAGAGAAAAGAAAGGGCUGAGACUGUAGUUCAGGAAGAGCCCUUGCCUGUCAUUUUAUCAGAUCCUAGUUCAAUCCUUAGGACUGCAAAAAACAAUAUUUUUAAAAGUUUAAACAGGAUGUGAUAGUACAUGUCUAUAAUCUCAGAACUGGUAGAGGGAGGCACGAGGUCAGAGGUUGAGGACCAUCCUUGGUUAUUUAACAAGUUUGAGGCCAGUUUACCCCCUCCCCCCCAUCUCCCCUAAGAGGGAAAGGUACCUGAUAACAGAGGGAAAGGCCAUGUAGACUUUUUAUUGGAAAUUAGAAGAAGCCAGAAGGGCAUGUGCCAAGUGUACACCUGAAUGACUGUUGAGAAUAUAGUUUCCUAAUUAGUGAUCAUGAAGAAAAUGGGUAUUUUAGCCUGGAAAAAGCUUGGCAGUUAACAUGGUUCUGUUUACCUUGAUUAGUAUAAUAAUUUGUGCAGUGUUCCAGAGGUGUGGAUUCAUUUUUGGCUCAAACAUAAUUCUCUAACUCAUAUUGAACAAACAGAAUGGACUGUUAGGUUUAUAGGCAAAAAUAGCUGUUUUCAAAUGACUCUUGGCUGCUGGCACCCUGACUAGGUCUGCUCUGUGUGUCCGAGCAUCAGAGACUGUUCUAGUGCCUCAAGAGUGUCUGGAAGCAUAGUGGAGGGAUCUGUGUGUGUCUGAUACCUGGGAAUGGGGUGCUAGCAGUAAGCUGCUGUGUGUGGCAUCUCAGAGCCAUGGCUAACUAGAGGGAGCAAGUUUCCACUUAGAUGACUGUGUUUACAUUCUUGGAGCGUAUGUUGACUUUAAUUCCCUCCCACCUUUUAAGGGGAUGGAGAGUGUCUGCAGAGACUGUCCACGCCUAACCACCUCAUUACCUUGCUAGUUACUGUGGGGAUGGAUCUGUCCAUCUACUCCUCCCCUCUGAGCAGAGCUUCUACCUUAGGGGAGCCUGCUUCAUUGUUCCAAGUUAAUUUUGAACAUGAGGUCUCCGUUGUUCAUCUCAAAAUGGAAGUAGGUUUUUCUUUUCAGUUAUACAGUCAUGAAAAUGAAAGGGUGUUGUAGAAGACUCUUUCAGUUAGUUAAAAAUGUAGGUAUUGGAUAGCCAAGCAUGGGGCACAUGUGAAAUCCCAGCAUUGAGAGGAUGAAGCAAGAGGCUCAGGAGUUCGAGGCCACACUGGGCUACAUGACGGCACUGUCUCAAAAACAAAGAUAGGACUGGUUAAGAACACGACACACAAGUGUGAAGGCCCAAAUUCAGAUCCUAGCACCCUCUCUAGCAAGUCCUGGUCCCUGGAGCACCCAUAACCCUAACCCAUUAGCAGGCUGAGGACGAAGGGUUACUGGGGUUCAGAUUCAGGGAGCAACCCUGUCUCAAAGGAGCACAACAGAGUAGUGGAAGAGGACACCCAAGGUCUCUUCUCCCUCCACACACAGGCACAUACCCCACACUCACACACAAGGAACUGGGGAGGAGAAAUGAAAAUACACUAAGACUAUCUCCUGACUUCAUGUAGCCUUCUAGGUCAGCCUUUUGUAAGUUUGUUGCUUUUUAAAGACAGGGCCUCACUCUGUAGGUUGACUUCAGACUCAGGGCAAUCCUCCUGCCUCAGCCUCUUGAGUGCUGGGACUAUAAGUGUGAGCUCCACAUCGGACUAGGUCAAUUGAGAAGAUCUACCGUGGAUCUUCGGGGUGAAGAGGUCCAGCUGAUUGUGAAGGCUGGGUAUAUGAGAAUCAAUAGCAGAGGAGCUGUCUGGGGCUGCAGCUCAGCAGAAUGCCGGCCUAGGGACUCGGCUCCAGGGCAGCUGCUGCGUGAAUGUCAGUGCUGUGCUAAUUCAGGGAUGUAACCCCACAUUUGCAUCUGGGUUGUAAGUGUUUCCCCCCAAAAAAAGAAAAAAAGAAUGUUACAACUUCUGUUCUUCCUCCUUCAGGGAAAUUGAUAACAAAUGUGUAAAUGUGCCUUCCCUUCACAUUCUGCUUCUGUGGGGGCUUGUCAUUGUGAUGCCAAAGCGGAGCCCUCGUGGCUGCUAUAGGAGGAGGGGCCUCAGGGGGGUUGCUCCGAACUCUAUGCCUUAAAAGAUACUCUGUCAGAUGUAUAUGUUCUUUUGUUUUUUUCCAGACAGAAUCUCACUGUGUAGUUCUGACUGGCAAGAAACUUGCUAUGUAGUCCAGGCUAGCCUCAAAUCUAGAGAUCCAUCUGCCUCUGCCUCCUGAGUGCUGGGAUUAAAGAUGCCUGGCAACAGAUAGUUUUUAUAUCCCUUUGCUGGGUGCAUGUUAGUAUAAAUGUAUGUAAAUGCAUAAUCUUUCCCAGUUUUCUCUUUGCGGUUCAGCUCUAAAUUAUCUGGGAUAACCUGGAAGCUUAUUAAAUAUAUAGAUAGGGUUUUUAAUCCCCUUAAUCCACUGGGGAGCAGGGAAUAGGAAAACAGUGAAUAAGAGAAAAUAUGAGCGUUGAGGCCCAAGGAGCUGGUUCAUGCUCACAAGGGAAGCCAGCGGGUAAGUGCAAAGACACCAUGGUCAGUGCACAGCGACCAAAAUGAGCUUCCCUCUGUGGCCGUUUGUCUUUUCCUCCUGUUGAAGCUGCCUUGACACUUAGAAAAACCCUCAGAGAUGGGUGUGGUGAAGCACAUAUUUAGCCCCAGGACUCAGGAAGCGGAGGCAGGUGGAUCUCUGUAAGUUCCAGGCCAGCUUGGGCUACACGGUUAGACCCUGUCUCAAAAGAAAAGCCUCCAGGCUUCUGGACAGGGAAGAGCCCGGAUGAGGGGCUGUGGAACUGAGCUCUGAAGCUCUACUUCCCCAGCUCAGCACCUCACCUUGCGAGAAAUAACUUACUCCGAGAAAGCUUGUGUGGCUGUCCCUACGUCAGCCACCUCCAGGUGGCCCAUGGUGAACUCCUGUCAGAGUCUGACAAUGAGCAGGGGUUCCUUUUUGUCCCAGUUCCUGGAGACCAGCUUUCUCUUCUCUCCUCAUGCAGACAGACGUUUCUGUCAAGGCCACCAGUAUGCACUUUAACUUCUUACCUCCUUUUUGUGUUUUGUUUUGCUUCGAGACAGGGUCUCUCUCACCCUAGCCAGGCUGACCUGGAACUCACUGUGCGACCUAGGCUAGCCUCAGAUUCACAGCAGUCCGAUGCCAUGGCCUCUCACGCCCUGGCUUACAGAUGUGUCACCGUGACAGACCGGCUCUAACCCUGUCGGAGUCACGCUCUGUUUCCUUUACUCACAGGAAGGAUGUUAGAUUUAAUAGCCUUGGGCCUCUGGUGCUGUCCUUCUGAAGGCUUUAACCUCUGGGGCUGGGGGAGGAGGAUCAUCCUAAACUCUGCAGUAGUAAGUGAUUUGUUACAGUCAGGAAGUUGUGACCCUCUUUGUCUUCCCUGACCCCCACCCACCACUUCUGUACCUUCCAUCCCUCAGCUCUUGUGGUAGGAAGGCUUUGCCCGGCACUGGAACGUAAUUAAUUGGUCGGUCAUCUCUAAUCUUCCGGGCUCCCCUUUCUCUCUCCUCCUCCCCACCACGUUUUGCUCCGAGGUGAUUUGUUUCUGAGAAUUAACUAGGUUAUACUUUCUAUCUGUGUUCCCACUUGGUUUCUGGCAUCUUGGAUGUCAACUGUUACAGUAGCAGCUCAGCUCCCCGGCCUCAGCCUCGCCCAGUGUGUCCUUCUGCCAAGGCCAUUGGGAGGCGGAUGCCCAGGAGUCUUUACAGUGUCCUCUUGUUCUUCAAGUUGUCUGGCAGCUUUGUGUACAGAAAAAUUGCAGGAAAACUUAAAUAAAAGUUUCUUUUUUAUUUAGGAUAAAAUACUUCCAUUCUAAUGAGCAAGCGUGUGUGUACAUGUGUGUGAAUGAGCAUUUAUGUACAUAUACCUAUACAGAUCUAUAUUAUAUAUACAGUUUUGUACUAUCAUUUAAAAUAAAGACAUUUCUUAAUAAAACAUUAGUGUUGUUAAAGUCUUUGGCAAAGAAUGUUUCUGCUCUCUCUGUUACAAUGAACCAGCCAAACUAAACUUAAGGUGUGUGCCGCAG